This is a messenger RNA of Penicillium manginii, 225 nucleotides long. RefSeq lists its product as uncharacterized. Bases 1 to 225 code for a protein of 74 amino acids. The record is from RefSeq and is a predicted model, not a curated record. The transcript has 2 exons. NCBI's taxonomy places the organism in Eukaryota, Fungi, Ascomycota, Eurotiomycetes, Eurotiales, Aspergillaceae.
AUGGGCCGCAGCCUGGAGCCGUCUUUUCGAAUGGCGCCAGAAGUGACGGAAUACAUCAACCUGAAUAUUGGUGAAGCACAAUGCCUACCUACUUCAUCACUCGUCUUGGUGUCGGCAUUUGCAUUUGCAUUUGUUGGUGAGGCCAGCUCUCACUUAGUUCUCAGUUUCUACCAACACGGCGAGGGGAAAGUUGAAUAUGAUCUUUAUUGCGCCCCUGAGUACUAG